AUGCAUGGAGUUGUGGAUAAGCGCAUGGAACACAGUGUGGUCUCUCCACCAGCGGUGCGAUUCAGCUCCGAUGAAGUUGACAUGGAUUCUAUGAAUCGCUUUGUCUGGUGGCUGAGUGGCUCGGUUCAACAGCAAGAUCGGCGGAGAUAUGGACUCUUGUUACAG
Molecule: messenger RNA, 165 nt
Organism: Ophidiomyces ophidiicola
Lineage: Eukaryota; Fungi; Ascomycota; Eurotiomycetes; Onygenales; Onygenaceae
Exons: 1
Source: RefSeq, a predicted model, not a curated record